GGCUGGGUAUAGACGUCUGCACUGGGCAGAAAAACACUGGUGUACUUGUUAGACUGCACUUCGUUGGUCUGAAGCAUCAAGAUGAAGGUGAUCCUUUCUACUUGUAUUUUCCUACUGGGUUUGAGCUACGUCGCCAACCAGCCCGGACCUGAUACAGUAAUAGCAAAGCAUAGCUUUGGGCCGAUAACGUUCAUAGCCCAGGCCCCUGGCCCUGCCGGUCCUGCUGGACCACCAGGUACUCCCGCGCAUGUCAACUGGAAGCAAUGCGCGUGGAAGAAUUUAAACGACGGCAAAGACAGCGGGCUUAUCAAGGAAUGCGUUUUCAACAAGUUAAACGACAGUACGUCUCUACGUGUCGCGUUCGAUGGUGAAUUUCGUGUCGCUUUCUGUCAGCAAUGCUGCCGACGGUGGUACAUUACCUUCAACCAAAACGAGUGCUCGAACCCAGUCCCCAUAGACGCAGUGCAACACCCGUCCAUAGUCGUCGCCAACUUCAACCUCCAUGAGCAUCGACACUUUGGAGGCUACUGUGAGGGGAUCCCUCGGGGGCAAGUUCGUGUGGGAUUGUGGGUAGGGCAAUGUGUUGGUACGAAUAUGGGGAAUGCGGAUGCCUCUACUGGGUGGAUGUCAUCAACGAGGAUCAUCGUGGAAGAAGUCCCAGCUCCACAAGCUUAAAAACAAUUAGGUCAGACAUCUAAUUCCUUGAGAGAAUAUGCUAGGGGAAUAAGCCCGGAUUUCUAAGUUAGGGAAUAUAUUUAGCGAAAGGGCGGGAUUUUUAAGCUUCGUAAUACCUCCCAUAAUUCCAUAUUGAAAUCGCCAAUAGCCAAACUAACACCAACAGCCUAAAACGAGACCGUAUUGUUGUUAGUGGGAUCGGAAAAAUAUUAUGUUUGUACUGCUUAAUAACCGAUUGUCAAUAUAUCAAUAUUUUGUGCAAUUUCUAUAUUAUAAAAUAAAAGAUAAUCAUAGUGAUAAUAAAUAAAAUUCAUAAAUAAUGUCGAUAUGGUUUAAAUCAUCAAAGCACGGUUGCCUUCUCAAAAGGUUCCUCAAA
This is a messenger RNA of Nematostella vectensis (starlet sea anemone), 1051 nucleotides long. Its product is annotated as collagen triple helix repeat-containing protein 1. The transcript is spliced from 4 exons. Bases 82 to 675 code for a protein of 197 amino acids. The record is from RefSeq and is a predicted model, not a curated record. NCBI's taxonomy places the organism in Eukaryota, Metazoa, Cnidaria, Anthozoa, Actiniaria, Edwardsiidae.